GUGUGUGCUGCCCAUGUUCACCAGAGCAGAGGCAGUCUCAGUGUGGAAAAGCGGCAAAGGCUAAAGCUUGUAAAAAAAAAAAAACCCUCCAUAAUGGAAUAUUUUAUGAACAUGGAAUAAAAUCUCAUUCAUCAGCAAGAAUCUGAAGGUGAACUGUUCUUCAUCAGCAGCGGAUACUCUCAAACUCAUUGGAGAUGGAAUAUAUGGAGCAAAUCCUAAACCACAAAGAUCUCUGCAGCCCGAGUUGGAUUUAUUUUUGAACUUGUGUUUUCUAAACCCAAAACCCAAAACAACUGUAGAGCCCAGUUUCUCUGACCACAUACCCAUCUGACGUUUCCAGGAAUUGAGGACAUGAGUAUUUUCAUCUCACGUCUAUCUCAGCGGGAUCAUUUUGGAUAUGGACAGCAACCAGGGGCAAAAAAUCUUUGUCUUGAUACUUAUGGAAAAUCCUCUCUGAGAAACAUUUCACUCAACUGGACUUUUUGAGAGAGAGAAAAAGGGAGCCAUGCAUAAUUUUGCAUGAAUGGUAAUGUGUGGAUAAUUUCCUGUCAAGCUAGGCCAGAUCCUUUCUUCUGCAUAGGACGCAAAAACUCGCUGGAACACCAAGAGUUUCAGUUGGAAUACUAAUUCUUGGAAAAUUUGCUGUGCUUUCCUGUGGUUUUAUUGUGAGCUCAGAAAACUCAGCAGUCAUGAACUUGGGCAAACUGUCUGGGCUGAAGGGCCUUGUUUCUCACUCAUCAGGGAGGCGGCGCUUUAAGGGGGAUCUGACUCCUGAUAUGAUAAGCCCACCGCUCGGAGACUUCCGCCACACCAUGCAUGUGGGCCGUGGGGGAGAUGUAUUCGGGGACACCUCGUUCCUUAGCAACCAUGGUGGUGCAGGGAACAGUGGUGAUGGAGACUCCAUCACUGCCUCAGAAAAGAGCGAGAGCUUCUUCUCUCGCACUCUACGGCAUGUCCGCAAGACUCCAGAUCGACCCCGGGGCGGUUCCAGGGACCUUUCUCCUCCACCUCCACCCAUCUCUCCGAUAAUAAAGAACGCCAUCUCCCUCCCUCGCUUGGAUGUGGACUCACCGAACGGUUGCCCUGUCAAGGUCCUGUUUUCCAGCACACCCAGGCCAACCGAAGACAGCACUUGCUCAUAUGGUAUAGAGUCUGGAUUUGUGACAUUGCCCAGGCUGUCACGCUCAGAGAGGCCUGUGCAGAGCGCAGCUCCUUCAUCCUUCUCUGCUGAGAUGCACAGUGGCUCUCUUACAGAUUUGACACAUACCCUCACCGUCCCUGAACCACUCAGCCUGUCUGACUCCAUGACUUCCUUUACCGUUGACCUUGGCCCCUCGCUCAUGUCAGAAGUCUUCGCCAUGAUUGAUAAGCCCAGUGACCAUUGGGAAGCCAAUCACAUCUCUAAAUCAGAGCACAAAUCCGAGCCACGGCCCAAUGGUGACACUGAAAUGAUCUCAGACACCAGAACCUCACUGGUGGAUUCACUUCUGAGAGAGGAUUCGGAGGGCCGGAGUCGCCUUUACGGAGUAGAGUGGGGGUGUGGGGAUGUGAUGAAUGGCAAAUCUCUGAAAUGCGUUACGGUAGGUGAUCUUAUGCGCUCCUACACUGCCAAGGAGCACGGCAUGGAGGCCAAAAGGUUCCAGGAGGCAGCAGAUGUGCUGGCCCGACAUUACGGCAGUGGAACAAACAGGAAAGCUGACAUGAGCAUCACCCAGAGGAGACAACCUUACUCCUACCAUGAUGAGGAAGAGGAAAUCAAGGUCUAGCCUGAAAGACUACUAACCUUAAGCUUUACAUUUCUCUUGUGCCAAAUGUAACAGAAGUUUGUCCUGAAAAUUUACAUUUGAAAACGUACUAUUAACCAAGCUUCUCUCUUGCUCUGUGAUUGUAUUUUUUUUUUUUUUAAAUAAGGACAGCACAGAACAUGAAGUUGAAAAAAAAAAUGCAGGUGAAUGCUAUUUGGUUUUUAAGAGGUAUGGCUGUGGAAGGAUGUUAAAGUACUGUAUAUGAUGGAUGCUAGUGUAUGUUUUUUAGCUUAGGUGUGGAUUUGAAUUAUGUACUGAGUGUUUCAUUGUGACAAUCGAUGAACAAAUUGACCUCAUCACUAUUAUUUUCAUAUGUUUGAAUAUGAGCAAUACGAACCUUAAACCAAGGAGUCCAAACAGCAAGGCAACUUCCUGCCAUAGCAACUACGUGAAUAACACUUCUCUUUGUCAGUGCAUGAACAGUUACAGCUACAGUAUUAAGGCUAAGCUACGGUAUAAGGUCAGCAAAAUAAACUACUCCUGACUGGUACAGUAUAUGUAAUUUUUACACCAGCAUUCUUAUUUUUAUGUUCCAGAAAUUUAAUACACAAAAUUCUGCAUAUAGACUCGGUGACUCUAAUUACACAUGUUAUACAUACGCCUUAUUACGGACAUAUUUAUUGCGGGAAACCUCUGUCAUAUUAUUAUGAACUGCAUAAAACUACUCAGGCAGUUCAGUUUAACCCUCUAGGCUGUUACAGUACAUACAGUAUAAGAAUACUGACAAGAGAAAAAUACAUUUUAAAAGUAACAUAACCUUUCCGUUUGUUAUUACGUUUAUUUAGGAGUAAAUACAAGGGCCAUUCAAGUCAAACCAAGACUUGUGGUGAAAUUUCUCAAGAAUGAAGGCUUAUAACCAAUUGAUAUUUUCAGAAGCCUUUAAGUAUGGUGACGCGACUCUUAUCUGCAGUAAAACAUUUAAAACAUGCAAAUAUUUUUAAAAAGGCUGGGAGGAAGUCUUUACUUUGAUCCAAGCAAUUUCCACAUGUUUGGGCCAUUAAAGGAAUUCCUGGGAGGCCAGCGAUGCAGGCAGUCCGAUCAUUUUUUCAAAGAUCCCGAGAAAUCCUUCUACCCUACAGGUAUCUGAGCAGUAGUGAAAUGCUGGGAUAAGUGCAUUAGUGUAUCAAGGGGUUAUAUAGAGAAAUAAAGAUCAUGAGUUUUUACUCUCAUAAAAACUUUCAGCUGUCCCAGUUUGACUUGACUGUCCCUUGUAUUUUUGCAUCUAAACACAACUUAUAAAUAAAAACACUUUGUCAAGUUUUGUACUGAAAACAACGUCAUACAAUAUUUUUUGUGACACACUAAAGCUGUAGAUUAUAACAGCCAAUAUGACAAUAAUUUGUAUGAAUAUUUUUUUUAUAUAUUUUGACAGAGAAGUUGACUUCUCAAUCAUGUGCUCUAUAUUGUGUAUAUAUAUACGAAUGUGUUCCUUUGCACAGGAAAUCUGCACAUUACUAAUGUACUCUUAUAAACAGUAUGAAUAAUAUAUCUAAUAAAAAAAAGAAGGAGAACAUAACACAAAAAUACAACA
Molecule: messenger RNA, 3336 nt
Organism: Clarias gariepinus (North African catfish)
Lineage: Eukaryota; Metazoa; Chordata; Actinopteri; Siluriformes; Clariidae
Gene: cdc42ep1a
Product: CDC42 effector protein (Rho GTPase binding) 1a
Exons: 3
Coding region: 690-1766 (358 amino acids)
Source: RefSeq, a predicted model, not a curated record